This is a messenger RNA of Lodderomyces jiufengensis, 2739 nucleotides long. RefSeq lists its product as uncharacterized. NCBI's taxonomy places the organism in Eukaryota, Fungi, Ascomycota, Pichiomycetes, Serinales, Debaryomycetaceae. Gene Ontology annotation, biological process: spliceosomal complex assembly; protein phosphorylation; regulation of mRNA processing. The record is from RefSeq and is a predicted model, not a curated record. Gene Ontology annotation, molecular function: ATP binding; protein kinase activity. The transcript has a single exon. The coding region runs from base 1 to 2739 and encodes 912 amino acids.
AUGAUAUUAAUAAAUAGGAUUAGUAGUAGUAAUAAUACAACUACUACAAAUGAUAACAAUAAUAAUAAUAAUAAUAAUAAUAAUAAUAAUAUACUGAAUUUUGAUAGUAAUGAUACAAUAGAAGAACAAGAAUCAACUCCUAAAAAAUUAUCAGAAGAAGAUAAAAAAUUAAAAUUCAAUAUUCAAGGACUUUUCAAAAGGUUACCAUCUUUUUCACAACAACCACCACCACAGUCACCAAAAUCUGAAUCAUUACCACAAAUAAACUCACCAAAAGUUAAACCACAAAAUAUUAUAACCGAUAUAAAUCAUAUAACAAUUGUACAAAGUAUAGAUGAAGAAGAUGAAGAAGAAGGAAUUGAAGAAUUUACAUUCGGUGAAUCAUCAUUACCUCAAUUAACUCCUAUAACAAAAAGUUCAUUAUUCAAUACAGCACUGAGUUAUUUCCCCAGUCAAUAUUCAUCAGAUCAAGAAAGAUAUACUUCAUUUACAUCAGAUUGUAUAUCUUUACAAAAUAGUGAAAUGAGUAAUCAUUUGGAGGUAGAAGAACCACAAGUUAAAGAUAAAAAGAAAAAAGAACCAACAAGACCACAACCUAAAAGAAAUUUAAGAAGUUUAUUAAGAAUUGGUUCAUUUUCUGGAAAUCAAAAUAUAAAAACCACAAAUCCUCAUAAAGAUUUAAUUGUUCCAGAAGAACAACUGGAUAUAACAGAUGAAGAUGAAGAAGAUUCUGAAUCAGAUCUCGAAUUUGAUCCAAAACAUGAAGAAAGUCAAUAUGAUUAUAAAAUUGGUGGAUAUCAUCCAGUUUGUAAAGGUGAUAUUUAUUAUAGUAAAAAUUUACCAAAUAGAGAAUACCUCAUACUUAGAAAACUAGGUUGGGGACAUUUUUCUACAGUUUGGUUAGCAAAAUCAAGAGUUACAAAUUUAAGUGAUUCAACAAGCGAAAAUUCAAGUGAAUAUUUUGUUGCAAUAAAAUUUGUAAAAUCAAAUAAAAAUUAUAAAGAAGCAGCAAAAGAUGAAAUAAGAAUUUUAAAAACCCUAAAUGAUCCAACCACCAGUGAACAUUUACCAAAAGAAUAUAAAUAUUUUGAAAAUCAAAAACCACAAGAUCAUCCAGGUUAUAAUCAUUUAAUGAAAUUACUUGAUGAUUUUGAAAUCAUUGGACCAAAUGGUAACCACAUAUGUAUGGUUUUUGAAAUAUUAGGAGAAAAUGUUUUAAACCUCAUAUACAAGUACAAAAAAUUUUAUAAAAAUGUAAAUGAAGAAAUUAAAAAGAAAAACAGUUCAAGUAGUAGUGGAGAUGAAGAACCAAUGAAAUUUAAUAAAUUAGAAACAAAACCAAGUAAAAAAACAAAAUCAAUGUUAAGUUUGGGUAUGAAAGAUCCCACAUCAACUACUACAUCAUCAUCAACUUCAUCAUUAACAGUUUCACCAGUUAUGAAUGAAGAUUCUGAUUCUACAACUUCAACAACAACAGUAGGAUCAUGGGAAAACUGUAUUGAUAAAAAAUUAAAAUCAUUAAAUUCAAAUUCAUUAAUUAGAAUUAUUGAAACUUCCAAAAAUUGUGGAGGAAUACCAUUAACAUUAGUAAAACAAAUUGUUAAGCAAAUGCUUUUAGCAAUUGAUUAUAUGCAUCAUUGUGGUAUUAUUCAUACAGAUUUAAAACCAGAAAAUAUUUUAAUUGAUAUUGAAGAUAUUAAUAAAUUAAUUAAAACAAUUGAAGAAGAUAAAAAAUUAUCAAGAACAAAUUCAUUAACUAGAGCAGCUUCACUUAUUAAAAAAAAUUCAUUCAAUAAACCACAACUAUUUAGUAGAACUUCAAGUUCAACUGUUUUACAACAACCACCCGAGGAAAGACCAAGAGCUUCUUCAACUGUAUCAACAAAUUCACAAUCAUCAAGUUUUUAUUAUCGUCGUUCCAAAAAUUCCAUACAUGGUAAAUAUGAUUCACCAAUAAGAUCAUCAAAACCAUUAUGUUGUUCACAAAUGUCACAAGAAGUAUUUUUUAAAGAUGUUGAAUUUGAUAAAGUUAGAAAAUUAUCAAUAUCAAAAGCAAUCUCCCCCAAAAAUUUCUCAAUUUUUGAUUUAACCCGAAAAUUACCAACUAAUGAAACCACCAAAAAAUUAUCUAUAAAAAUUGCAGAUUUAGGUAAUGCAACAUAUACAAAUGAACAUUUUACAAAUCAAAUUCAAACAAGACAAUAUAGAUCACCUGAAAUUUUACUCAAGUAUAAAUCAUGGGGUUCAUCAACAGAUAUAUGGAGUAUUGGAUGUAUAAUAUUUGAACUAAUAACUGGAGAUUUUUUAUUUGAUCCUCAUGAUGGGAAAUUUUUCGAUAAAGAUGAAGAUCAUUUAGCUCAAAUUGUUGAAUUGUUGGGUGCUUUCCCAAAUGAUGAAUAUUUAGUUGAUUGUAAAUUAACUGGUAAAUUUUUCAAAUUAGAUCCAAAAAAUCAUAAACAAAUUAUUUUCAAAAAUAUAGAUAAUUUAAAAUAUUGGGGUCUUGAACAAGUUUUGGUUGAAAAAUAUAAAUUUCCAAAAAAUGAUCCUGAAAUUCAUCUUAUUGUUGAUUUAAUAUUAAAAUGUCUUAAAUUUAAUACUGGAGAAAGAUACGAUGCAAGUUCAUUAUUAAAACAUCCUUGGUUUAAUGAAACAACCACCACCACCACAACAACCGAUAAUGAAUUAAAAAACUUAACUAAUGAUCAUAAUGAUUUACCUGGGUAUACAUGUGAAGAAUAA